AUCUUAGAGUUCAACUGACUUAAAAGACUAAACCAAAGGAAAAGUUUCACAAAGGCCUGAAAAUGGAACCUAUCAAGAAACAAGGAAGACACUUUGUUUUGGUACAUGGUGCAUGCCAUGGAGGUUGGUAUUGGUACAAGCUAAAGCCCCUGCUAGAGGUUGCAGGCCACAAGGUAACAACUCUAGACUUGGCAGCCUCUGGGAUUGAUUUGAGAAAAAUAGAGGAACUUCACACAUUUCAUGAUUACACUUUGCCAUUGAUGGAAUUGAUGGAAUCUCUUCCACAAGAGGAGAAAGUCAUACUAGUAGGACAUAGUCUUGGUGGUAUGAAUUUGGGACUUGUUAUGGAAAAAUACCCACAAAAGAUCUAUGUUGAUGUUUUCUUGGCUGCCUUCAUGCCUGAUUCUAUUCACAUGUCUUCCUAUGUCUUGGAUCAGUAUUUUGAGAGGAUGCCAACAAUAAAUUGGUUGGACACCCAUUUUGUAUCAUAUGGUUCCCCUGAAGAGCCUCUGCCAUCCAUAUUUUUUGGGCCCAAGUUCUUGGCUUACAAUCUUUAUCAAUUAUGCUCUCAUGAGGAUCUUGCAUUGGCAUCAUCAUUGGGGAGAGCAAGCUCUCUAUUCCUAGAAGAUUUGUCAAAGACAAAGUAUUUCACAGAUGAAGGAUAUGGAUCAGUGAAGAAAGUUUAUAUAAUCUGCACUGAGGAUAAAGUAUCACCAAAAGAAUUCCAGCAAUGGCAAAUUGACAACAAUGGAACCGUCAUCGAAGCAAAGGAGAUCAAAGGUACUGAUCAUAUGGCAAUGCUAUGUAAGCCCAAACAACUUUCCAUGAACACAUCUCGGUUAAUAAGUGCUUAA
Solanum tuberosum (potato) is the source of this 854-nucleotide messenger RNA. RefSeq names its product salicylic acid-binding protein 2-like. Gene Ontology annotation, biological process: salicylic acid metabolic process; jasmonic acid metabolic process. NCBI's taxonomy places the organism in Eukaryota, Viridiplantae, Streptophyta, Magnoliopsida, Solanales, Solanaceae. The transcript has 5 exons. Gene Ontology annotation, molecular function: methyl jasmonate esterase activity; methyl salicylate esterase activity; methyl indole-3-acetate esterase activity. The record is from RefSeq and is a predicted model, not a curated record. Bases 63 to 854 code for a protein of 263 amino acids.